AUGCACUCAACAGGCAUUGGUUAUUCAGCACAGGUCGGGCCCUGGGUCCUGGGUGAGCCUGUACUGCCACUCUCCCCCAAAACCACUGCGAAAGUCCUGCCUCCCCGUCCUCGGGGCACAAUUAAUCACACUGACUUGUUCUGUUAUUUAGUGAGAAGUGAGUUUGACAUAUACAAGAUCUGCGGUUACGGGACGGCCCGCUGCCGGAGCAGGUGUAAAGCUGAGGAAUUCCAAAUCGGAGCGUGCCCCGAUGCCUACCCAUGCUGUUUGAAAAAGCCAACCCUCUGA
Neogale vison (American mink) is the source of this 288-nucleotide messenger RNA. RefSeq names its product defensin beta 104B (gene DEFB104B). Gene Ontology annotation, biological process: innate immune response. The transcript has 2 exons. The record is from RefSeq and is a predicted model, not a curated record. Bases 1 to 288 code for a protein of 95 amino acids. Gene Ontology annotation, cellular component: extracellular region. Lineage: Eukaryota; Metazoa; Chordata; Mammalia; Carnivora; Mustelidae.